AUGUUCGGGGACACUAAUCUUGGUCUUGGACCCUCCGUAGUUUUGCACUUAUCAAGAAGCGUUACCGAAGGAAGUUGUUUAUAUCACGACAGACAUUUCACCACCAUUCCAUUAAUAGAAGAAUUGCAAAAGCGGAACCUACACAGUACAGGAACUAUCAUGGCGAAUAGAAUACCAGACAAGACCAGUUUAAAAUUCCAGAAGGACAGUCAAAAGAAUCGUUUUGAGAGCCAGCAGAUGGUAAGGGACCCUAAAGUGUUAGUAAAGUGGAAAGACAAUAAGUCUGUAUUGAUAGCUUCUAACUGCACUGGAUCAAACUGUACUGAAAUGGUUAAAAGAUGGGAUAACCGAACUCGCACCUAUGUUGACGUGACUGCACCACAAAUAAUUCAAAAUUAUAACCGAUACAUGGGAGGAGUGGAUGUUCUCGACCAACAAGUUGAAUACUACAGAACAUUCAUAAAAACUCGGAAAGGACACUGA
Arctia plantaginis is the source of this 483-nucleotide messenger RNA. NCBI's taxonomy places the organism in Eukaryota, Metazoa, Arthropoda, Insecta, Lepidoptera, Erebidae. The record is from the annotation of a GenBank genome assembly.